AACAAAGGACUUUUUUGGAACAUAAAUGCAUACAGUAGAUAGAUGCUUUUGUAAUUUGUAAAUCCCAUAAUAGCUUGAGCCAGCCACGCCCCAUUACUUCUGCAGGAUUGCCAUGAUGGGAGGAAGAUGGUCCGCAACAGAAGAACAAGACAAACUAGAAGAGGAGGACGAGGACGAAAGCUACGAGAGGCUACACCUGCUGAGGAGACACCUCUUCCCUCUCUGUGACGACGAGGAAGUCCUGCGAGUCGCCCUCAAAGAUAAAGUCCCCUCAUUGGUUUACAAGGCUGACAAUGGUUUUCGAUUGUACAUAGGCUCUGCAUUCCAUGCUCAGGAUCUACCAUGUCUACAUGAGUUGGGCAUAUCCCGUAUUGUCAACAUGGCCGCUGGGUCUCUCAUGACUUCACAGGAGCUGUAUGGUGAAAGCAUUACCAUUCUACUCAUCACUGCUGAGGACAUGGAGUCUUAUGAUCUCUCUCAGCAUUUUGAUGAAGUAACGGAUUUUAUUGAUAAAGGGAAGGAGGAAGGAGCUGGAGUGUUUGUACACUGUAUGGCUGGUGUGAGUAGAUCAGUCACCGUAUCUGUUGCUUUCUUAAUGAAAUAUUGUAAUAUGACACUAUCAGAAGCUGCAAGACAAGUCCACAGUAACAGACUCCUUGCUUGUCCUAAUGUUACUUUCAUGAGAAACUUGUUUAACCUUCAGAAGCAAUUAAAAGAAGAAAAACAAAAGAAGGUCCUGGGGAAAUCUUGAUAGAAGAAUCACACAUUAAUUCGCUGCACACCAUUAUAUUAUAAUUAUUUAAAUUAAAUUAAUUAUUGUUGAUAAAAAUUAUUGUUUUUUCAGUUCACAAUAACAUUUUAAU
Messenger RNA from Amphimedon queenslandica, 863 nucleotides. RefSeq names its product dual specificity protein phosphatase 1-like. The transcript is spliced from 3 exons. Bases 113 to 751 code for a protein of 212 amino acids. Lineage: Eukaryota; Metazoa; Porifera; Demospongiae; Haplosclerida; Niphatidae. The record is from RefSeq and is a predicted model, not a curated record. Gene Ontology annotation, biological process: negative regulation of MAPK cascade; peptidyl-tyrosine dephosphorylation. Gene Ontology annotation, cellular component: cytoplasm. Gene Ontology annotation, molecular function: MAP kinase tyrosine/serine/threonine phosphatase activity; MAP kinase tyrosine phosphatase activity; protein tyrosine/threonine phosphatase activity.